This is a messenger RNA of Megachile rotundata (alfalfa leafcutting bee), 12124 nucleotides long. It is a transcript of the gene east, whose product is annotated as enhanced adult sensory threshold. Gene Ontology annotation, cellular component: nucleus. NCBI's taxonomy places the organism in Eukaryota, Metazoa, Arthropoda, Insecta, Hymenoptera, Megachilidae. The record is from RefSeq and is a predicted model, not a curated record.
CACCCUGCAACGGGACUGUGUUUUUCACAGAAUUGUUUUCCGCGUUUUCCCGCAAAAACUACGCUCUUUGACGGUGAUUUUUCGCCUCAGAGGGCCGCAUCUAUCAACCCCACUCUCUGGCUGGCCACUCAUCUACUCACACCUAAAGACGAAUUAUGUAGUUUUUCCACUUGGUGUACAGUCAGUUUGUUCCUGUCUUGCUUGAUAGAGGAAAGGUACUUGCUCUUAAAUUACAGUUUCAACGUAAUGUUUUAUCGUUCUAUUCAAAAAUUAUCGUCGUUCUAUUACAUACUUUUUACAUUUUUGCCUUUUGCUUUUUUUCAUGAUUUUCGUGAUAGUACGGAUAUUACCGUUUUUCGGAAAAUACCUGCAUUGAGGGUAUAAUCAUCCACCCUUCAAUUAUUAUGAAACUUAGUGAAGUCAAUCUAAAUGCCCUUAAAUGAACAUAUGCAAAGGGUUUUCUGACACGACUGAAAAUUAUUCACAAAAAUACUGGAUUUAUUGGAUGAGCGAAGCUAGCCUUCUCGAUGCAACAGGAUCAUUUUUUGACAGUGUGCGAAGAGUAAAAUUUCUGUUGGACACAAGAUAACUCGCAAGACUUAAAAUGCAUCAAAAGGCAUUUUAGAUGUGUUCAUUUAAAUGUGUUUUGUAUGAUUUUACUGAAUUUCAUGAAAAUUGGAGGGUGGAUCUUCUUGGAAUUAUAUUUAAAAUCUGUAUUUAAUUAUUGAAGACAUCUAAUAGAGAAAAUAUGUUUUGAAUACUAAGAUGAUUCUAAUUACUGUUCAGUCAAUAAUCAACUUGCAAUUUCAUACCACGAAUGAAAUUGCAGGAGCCCAAUGUGGGUGGAAGUGAGAUGGCAUCCAGGGAAAAGAAACCCUUAGCGCCUUACAAAGCAAAACAGAAGGUAAAUAAUGAUUGUGGCUUGUCGCCGACUGAAAUUAAGAAUAAAAAAGGCAAGUCUUUGUCUAAUCUGAAACAACAACAAAUUGCAAGAAAUAUUUUGGAAGCUGUGGCAACUGGAAGUCAACUUCCUUCAAAAUUGGAAGGGAGUUUACCGCAUAAAAAGGUUCUUAGGAAUCUUAAGCGUAAACAAAAAUUAAGAGUGGCAAAAGCAAAUCUUAUUAAAUCUAAAGCUGCGAGGAAAGUAACGAAUAGAAAUUUGUGUAGAAUAACUUCUGACAUCAAGAAGGGCGUGAAGACAAAAAGGGUUAAACUGUCAGACAUAAGCAGCGUUAAGGCAUUGGAUAUUAAUUCAAAAGGCUUGGAAAAUCAUUUGGAUACGGAAAGCGAACACAUAGGAACAGAAGCCACUAAUAGAAGUGCCAAGAACAAUCUCAGGACCAAAAAGACCAAGUUUGUACCAAAAACUAGCAGUGAGGUGGAAAACGAGGAUAUUCAGGAUACAGAUUCAGUUGCCGGAUCCAGUACUAAAAGCAGUCCAAAACUUAAUAGAAAAGGAAAAAGCUCAGAGAGUCCAGAUUCCUUAUCCAAGAGCGUUAAAGCAACAAAGGUAUCUGGAUUAAAAAAAAACAAUAUUAAAGAAAGAGGCAGUUGUACAAAAACUAUAGAAGGAGAUAUCAAGUAUACGAAGGGUAGGAAAAGUAACGGUAAAGACAUAGAUUACACUAACACAAGGACAUCUUUACUAGACACAAAAUUUUCAAAAUCAAUUUUGGAUAGUAAAAGUUCUAUAGAUCUUACUAUAGCAGAAGUUAUAGCUUCGAUGCUGAGCGAUUCAGAGAUAGAUACUCAACAGGGGAUAACGGAGAAAGUUGAAAGCAAACGAAGGAGCAAGAAAAUGCUGGUCGAAGAGAAUAUAAUUACAGACAUUGAAAUUAAAAAGGAACCAGACAGCGAAGACACUAAAACCACAUCCGAUGGAGAGAACAUAGAAACCGAAUCCUUUCAAGGUGCAAUUCAAUCAAGGAAAAGAUUGAACACUUCAGUUAGUCAAAGAAGUUUGAGAAAUGGAAAGUUACGGCAGUCAGACUCCGGUGUUUCCACUGACUUGGAACUUAAAAAGCGGAAGAGAUUAAAUUCUGAUGACCAUGCUGGUUUGGAAGUAUCGGCUGACAGUAUUACAAAUGGCAAUGCAGACACAGAAUCUUGCUUCUCCGAGCCUGGUGGUAAUGAUUCGGUUAUUGUGAUAACCAAAGAUGAACCCUCUUCGAAGCAAGAAACGCAAAAGAAUUUUGAAGACUCGCAAACCGGAUCAGAAACUGAGAACAAUAAUAACAGUGAUCGACUGGAGAGAGCCAACGAAGUGGGACCUAUGCUGCGCUCCAAAACAAAAGCCAAAAGAACAGAGGUUGAUAUAAAAAGUGACAAUAUAAAAGUUGAGUACACAAGAAUAGUACCCAAAGUUCCAGACAUCCAAGAAGAGUUAAAGAAAGCCAGUAAUUCGGAUCAAGUCAGAAAGGACAGCAUCUUAGCCAAGUUCUCCGACAAAUCCAAGAGUAGAAGAAGUAGUUUAAACAUAGACAUGAAGAAGACGGUGAACUCGUUCUACGGUACAGAGAAGUCUGACGGCAACCCAAAAUCCCAGAUCGACCAAAUGAUAGAGAACAUAAAGCUCACGAUCGCGAAGUCGAUCGAGAGGAAGAUCUUCGGGCCAGAGACAAGUCACAGAUUGAACAAAAACUUCGAGGUACCAAAAAUCGAGGAAAUAAUCGCCCCGCUAAGCGCGGAGUCCCAAAAAUUAGGUUUAGAGGAGAACACGGACGAGGACAAGUCCACCGUCUCCAAGAACGAGAUCAAGUCGGACAGCUCCGAGAAUUCCGUACCGAAAGUGGCCGAUACUGCCAAAGAAAUCGAGAAACUAGUCAUGGGUGAUAUUAAAACAGCGGAAACACAGUCUCAGAACGUGCAGGAGGAGGAGGGCGACGCGAGUCAGCUGGUGACGGAGAACGAAGGCAAAAUGAACGGAGAGGAGUCGUGCAUAGAAGAGGAAGCGAAGGAUGACAAGAAACCGGUGACCAGAAAAUCGCCGAGGAUAACGGAUAAGGACGAAUGUUGCAAGAAGAAGAAGCCGGAGAACUGCGAAUCUGAAGAGAAGUGCAAGGAAGUUCCGAGUGAGGAGCCGAAGGAUGAGAACGAUGUGGACAUUGAUGUGAUGGAACCGCAGAGCAGUGAAAUUUGUACGAACGCUUCUGAGGACGAGGAGACCUUGGAGAGCAUCGCUAAGGAGGUGGAGAAGCUAGUGACGAAAGGUCAGUUUGAGAGUCCGGAGGAGGAUACCCUGGAGCAAGGUAGCGCUGAAAUUUUGGAGCCAAGUGCAGAGUGUGAGGAUAAACAGGAAGUUACUGAUGAGACUAAUAUGAAAGAUGAGGGUGUUACAGAUGAGAAUGUUUCUGAAGAGAAGGAGUCCGUCAAGGAGGUUCCAGUCAAGGAGGUUCCAGUCCAGGAUGUUCCAGUCAAGGACGUUCCUGUCAAGGACGUUCCAGUCAAGGAUUCCAGUCCUGAAACGGUUCCCAAGGAGAGUCCCGUCUUCGAGGACACCAGAGUGUCAGACACUGAAGCUAGAGAGAAGAUCACUGAUACUCCUGAUGAAGAGACUAAGACUUGGUCCAGCAACAGCUCAGAGCAAGAUGAGACCGUACCCAAGGAGGAGGAGAAGGAGCAGAAGGUGGACGACAAGAAGAGAGUCCUACGAGCCCGUGACAAGAGUAAGAAGCUGGAGAAAGGUCAACUCUCGUGCAGCAGAGAGGCCAUCGACAAAACACCAGAGGAGGAGGAGAAGCCUGAGGAGGGCGAGAUGGAGGUGAAGACAGAGCCUGAAGCGAGUGAGAACACCGAGGAGAACGAGCUGGAGCGUCAAGCACGCACCAGGCGCAGCCGGGAGUUCAGGAAGCGCAGGGAGGACCAGCUGGUGUCGUCGAAGAACAAGAGACCGAAGCGGGACAUCCGCAAGUCGGAUCAGCAGAAAGAGGAGACGCUGCUGGACAACGAGGUGGCGAAGAUCAACGAGAACAAUCUGAGCAAGUACGAGAACGGCACCGACUGCGCUAAGUUCCGAGGGUUCUCAGAGGGCGUUGGAGCGAGCCUGGAGCAGCGGGAGGACAAGGACAGCGUGAGGAGCAAGUCGGAGAACGAUCUGACCAUCAGCAAGGAGGGUAGCAAAGCCAGCGAGAACAGGCUCUCCCGGAAUUUGUCGGAGAACAGGAUGAUCAAGCAGCCGGAGAACAUGCUGGAGAACGACUGCAAGGCGAAGACGCUGGAGAUCUUGCAGAAGGACUCCGACGAGACGUCUACUUCGGGAGAGUCCUCCAGCAGCAUCAAUCUGACGCCCAAGAUACUAGAGACGCCGGAGGACAAGGCGAAGAAGGAGUCCAUUUUAAGACUGCUCGGUUUGGAGUCCUUGGAGAAGGCGGCCGAGAGACUGAAUCAUCAGAAGCUGAAGAAGGAACAGUAUACUGGGACCUUGAAGACUGUCAUUCAAGUGCAGAAGGAGAAGGAGAAGGACAAGAGGCGAUCAAGGUCGCCGUUGAAAAUGGUAUUGAAACAAGGUCGCGGCGACGGGGAGGGCGACUCGCCUGAGAACUUCUACACUAUACAGAAGAAGUUUGGACCCAGUUGGGGAGAUAGCAGCUCUGACGAAGACAAUGAAGACACCGCGCCAAAGGAUCGUCAGUCCCUUGUUAUUCCAGAAAAGUCCUCGUCCUUUUCUAUCCAUCCGGGACGCCUUUGCGCGGACGUGUGCUGCUACUGCUUUGGAAAAUUUGGGUCCCUGGACACGCCGAUGCAUCUGGCGCAAAUGAAAUCGGACGAGAGACGCAAGAAGAUCUUGAACAUCGAACGACACCUCACCAAGGACUCUUGCUUGUGCGACGCCUGCUACCGUCACGUAGAUAGAAAGGCAAACACGAGUCCAACGAACAUGCAGACCAAAUCGCAGAAACACCACCGUCAACUGAUGGUGUCCAAAUGUUCGGCCCGAGAAUGCAGGGACGCUGCACGACAUCACGUGAAACGUCGAUGGUUGCUCAAGAUAAAAGCCGGUCUUCAAAAGCAGGUGGACAUCGAUUGGGAGUCGAGUCAGCACACGUCCAUGUCGUUCUGCGUCGGCCAUUACUCGAAGAUCGAACGAUUCCUGACUUGUGCGCUGUGCAAACGUCGCCUAGCAAGAAAUCACACUCAUCAGUUGGCGAACGCGGAAACCGACGAGUUGAAUCAGCUGCUCGGCCAGCAGGGGAUUCCGGUGCUGCUGGCGGCUGGGACCUUCGUCUGCAAGCUGUGCAGAUACUUCACGCAGUUGCAGUUGAAGUACAAGGAUGUGGAGAAUAUGAACACGAAUCAUAGAUCGUUUUUCAAGAGCUAUCGUAAAAGAAUUUUGCACUACCACGACAUCGAAGUACUGGAGAACGAGGACGACGACUGUCCGCAAAACCAGUCGAAAGACAAGGACAAACGGAAGAAGGCCAAGUGUCCACCUCCGGUAAAAAGCGGAAUCUCCAAGUCUCCCGAUGGCACGUCCAACUCGGUCCCCGAGAAAUCUACUCCGGAACCAACGAACAAGAACGAAGGAACCAAUUCGGAGACCGACAACGAAAACCGUACGGCGAAGACGGCGAGCUCGAACGACGAGACCGCCACCACGGACAUCCAGUUUCUCGGCAUCGAGAGUACGGUGGAGAAACUGAAGAAGCGCAAGCUGCUGGACACGCACUCGUACACCUCCAACGCGCCUUGCAACAUAUCUUGCGACAGCCCGAACGAGGUGGUGGAGAUCCUCGCGAUGGACAAGGAAGUUACUUUGACGAGAUUGCCAAAGAGACAGAGAACGAGCAACGACAUUAGUCCGGUGGUGCAGAGACUGGGCGCUAAUCCCUCCAUAAGUGUGCGCACCCUGUUCCCCGGGGAGGAGGAGAUGAAUCUCCACGCCAACAUCGAGUUCACGAAUGUUCGGGAGAUCACGCCUCAAGGCUGGGAGAAGUGCGCCACCAUGAUACAGUACGACAGGGACACGAAGCUCCUGUGGCAAGAGUUGCAAAGACCGUACGGGAACCAGAGUUCUUUCCUCAGACACCUGAUACUUUUAGAGAAAUAUUAUAGAUCCGGUGAUCUGGUACUAGCUCCGAACGCCUCUAGGAACGCGAUAAACUACUCGACCUCCGUGCAGAACCGACUGAUCUCGUACGAGGGCCCGGAGAAGAUGGACGAGCCGAUCAUGGAGCCGAUCGCCACGGAGUACCACAACUCCCGACGCCUGAGCGGCGGCUACGUGCUCGAGAGGGAUAGACUCCCUGUUCCAAGCCCGAACACCACCAAUACCAACACCGCCACGACGAAGGCUCCGUCGACCAGCACGCAAUCGAAAGGAACCUCGUCGCACGUCGUGAAAUUAAAUUCGGGCGUGUCGAUCAUCAAGAAACCACCUCCUAACUUGCAACGAUUAAACCUGCCGUCUACCAGCUCCACCGCGAACGGCAAGCGAAAAGACGGGCAAAAGCAGCCGGUCUCGGCUGGUGGCAAGGUGUUUCAACUGAGCGAGCCGGACUUCAAGCGGUUGCAGAACCUGAAGAAGCAGAAGCAGAUGCUGGCGGAGAAGCACGCUAUGAGCGGCUCUGCUGGCUCGACCUCGUCGCCUAGCAUUAAAUCUAACGCGCAAUACCAGAAGACGCAGAUCGCGGCGCAGACGCAGUUUCAGAAGCACCUGAAGAUGCAACAGGAGAUGCUGAAUCGUCAAAGUCGGGGAGACUUCGAGCCGCUGAUCUGCGACAUCCGCUCGUUGGCGAACGAGAACAGCCCGACGCAAAACUUACUGCACAAUCUGAACCUGCCAAAGUCGAUACAGGUGACCACGAAGAUGUCCAACCAUAUUCCGAUAUUGCCAAAAAUUCCGAAAUCGUUGACGGUGAUUCCUCAGACCGUCACCAAACCUGCCGAGAAAUGAAAGACGAACAGAGAACAACAGUGUAAGUAAAGUAGAUAUUAAUUCUUUAGACGAGCUAACUAUAUACGAGAUCGGUGAAAAAGAGAGCGAGGAAUGUGUGGCUGAAGUGCAAGAAUGAACGAGUUUCAGCUGUAACUGCGGAGGAGCUCGUGACGCUUUCUGCCAAGAAACGAUACCUGCCUUAUGUAGACAAGUUCGAACGGUUCAAACCGAUUACACUACCGCGUCAUUUCGCGAACGGACGAACAGGAAAGGAUACGGUUGCUAACGAUAUACGCUACACUACCAAAGCACGAGCGUGAACACGAAGAAAGAAGAUACCGUUGGGAGAAAAUCUGUUUCCGAGGAAAAGUGCCUAAAGUGUGAUGCAAAUGAAGUCGUUAGUUUUUAAUGACAAAUAUAUAUAUACACGUUGAACGGACUUGAAACUAGAAAAACAAUUAUGUACAUACACACGCACAUACAGGCUGUUCUAGCUAAGGCAGUGCAUGCUGAAAGAAAUUGGAGUCCCAGAAUUUUGUAAUCCUUCAUUUUGUGAUGUAAAAAUUGAGUGCGCAAUUGUGAUUGAAAUAUUGGUCAUGCAUGUACUCCACUCAAUUUUGAAUGGUUCAGAAAUGAAGUUGAGAAAAAAUUCUGAAGGUUCCUGAUUUCUUUUAAGAUCGAGGAGUUUUAACUGGGAUGUCCUGUGUGUAUAUACGUGUGUGUGCGUGUGCGUGUACGUCGUGUGAGUGCGUGUGUACGUGUGUGUGUGUGUAUAUAUAUGUAUGCAUGUAUACGUACACGGAAAUUAGAACAAAACGGAUGAUUGUUCGUCGCACAGGUGAAGGAUGUAUAGUUGAGGAGCACCGCUCCGCUUUUAUUUCUUUAUUCGACUAGAAAAGACAUUUCUCUUCGUUCCACGAGAAAAGCGAGUCUCGCUUGUGGAUCAUCUCAUCGCUAGACAUAUCUAAACGCGUUCUUCGAGGGAUAAAGGAUUUGAUCGCAAGAUGGCGCCUCAAGCCGAUCGGUAGUUCGUUCCUUUUUACGUUUCCCGAAGAUUACGCGAUUCUCCGUUGAAAGAACGGUGCUGAAGGGAGAAGUUAGAUAAAUGGCGGGAGAGUGGACCUAGGAAUAUUUCAGGAGGGAUUUCCAUUAAAAAAAAAAUUACAAGUCUGUAAAUUUAAUGUAACUUGUUUGUAAGAAGAUUCACUGAAGAGACAUUAAGGUUGGAAAUUUUAUUGUUCAGACGAUUCGACACAAUUAUAGAAAGAAUGUAGAGAAAUAUCGUGAUAAAAUAUUUCUGAACGAGAAGGUCGCAGAAUUUACAAAAAGAUUUUUAACCUCUAAGGGUUAUGUAUACUCCAUGUGUUCGUAGGUCCAGUUCCUUCGCCUGAGACCGAUAUUUCGUGUAUCCUGGGUGUCUGCCAUGACUCUAAAUCGAAUAAAAGCGCGUCCACAGGAUUCGUGAGGAAUCUGUACGGUUAAAGGACCGCAUCAAGUGGCGCCGCUAUUUCGUUACGAUUUCUUCUUACUAGUAAUGUUUUUUAUCUACCUAGGGAGGACGAGAGGACGCAGGGAAUUCUGGUACCGUUAACGGUAAACAGAGAUUGUACAUUAUAAAUUCUAUAUUUUGGCCUGCUCGAUAGAGAGGAGCAUAACGACGACGUAUAAUUAAUUCUGUGGGCGAUUGUUCAUCGAGAAAAUUGUGUUAUCGUGUGAAUUGGUAAAUACAUUCUUACGAGUAGAUUGUAGGCUUACAUGCCUCGAGCUUAUUUAUUACGUUACUAUAAUCAUUAUACUACACUGUACAUAACUGAUAAUUAUUUCUAGUUGGUAACCAAUUAUUAUUACUACUAUUACUGCUACUAUUAUUUUAUUAUUAUUAUUAUUUUAUUAUUUUAUCAUCAUUGAAUAAUAAUUCAAUUUCUAGAUACGCCACGACGAAUUUAGUAGGAUUCCACUAUCAAGUCGAAUAACGAUUCGCUAGUUCAAGAGAGGUUUGAGAUUUCGAGCUUCUUUGGAGUGAAUGUACGAGCAUGAAGAGAUAUACAUGUAUGCACGCAUAUAUGUGUAUAUGUAGGAAGACCUUUUCUACUUCUUCGUGCGUUUGCAUGGUCGCCACGUGAAAAUGAUCCUGCAUGAAGGAAAUUUAAGAGAGAAUUCCUCGUUCUCUUUCGGAUACCAUUCGAUUGAUGCGUCGUCGCGAGAGUAAUUGCCUUAGUAGAACAUUAUUGAUUGUAAAUAGUUUAAAAGUGAGAGAGAGGGCAAAUGUAAAUUAGAUUUUCACGUUCUCGCGUGAUGGAAAACUGUAAAAGAGAGACUGUUAUCCGUUGAAUCCUCUGGAAACGGAGGUUGCUCUUGAACCGAUUACCUCAGUCUCGGGAAUUAUUUUCUGUAACGCUUAUCGUUCAUCUUUCUUUAUACAUGUUUGCAUCGACUGUUCGCCUAUGCACUAGUUACACGUUCACCAAAAAAUAGCACUAAACAGUGAAAGAAAUCGGUUCAGGAGCAAAAAGUUUUGUUAAAGAUACUUAACGUGGGCUGUGGUGAAUAUUCUGUUAAAAAAUUGCUAUUUCACAAGUUCUUACACGGUUCUGUGUAUCCCUAGGGAAAUAGCAAUGUAGGAAGAGUUAAAUUGAUCAAUUUCCAAACGAAAGCAUUUCGUUGUAUAUUCAUUGUUUCUGAAAACUGGCCCUCACCGGUGUGUAAAUUCUUCAACGGUUCGUCUCUCUCCAUCGGAUCUGAAACGAAAAACGUUAGAAUUUUUGAAGCAAGAUUUGUACAUCUAGACAAUCAAAUUGUUUGCGAAUGAUUAAGAAUCUGAAACGGUCGCAUAACGCAGCUCCAACGAAAGAGCCUGCGUUGUAAUCUAAUCUGGAAAAACGUUCACGUGGCGGCAUGUAAAUGAGAACACACACAUACACAUACACACACAUUUACAUACACGGAUGGUGCACGGUAACCGUGUGUAUAUUGUGAGUUGCGCGUACGCGUGAUAGGAAAGAGUAUCUGCGUGAGUAUUGUAUGUAUAUUAAAAAAAUAUAUAUAAUACUAAACCUUAUAAAAAAAAAAUAUAUAUAUAGUGGAUAAAAUUAUGAUACAAAACAGUACUUGACGGUACGUUAUACAUAUUAAAAUGCUCUAUUUUAUUAAGGAUAUUUUUGAUAUAUCUAUAUAUAUAUAAAUAUAAAUAUAUGUAUAUCAAACUAAAGAAAAAUGCGAAUCACCGAUCGACGAGUAUCGAUGGUAUAUGUAAUUAUUGUUAUCGACAGAUGAUAGCGUCUGAAUUUACGAGAUGGUAUUUACUGAGCUGUGUGCAGCGCGUGUCGAAUGUAUUUCUAAAUAGUAAAUCGAUGAUUGACAACAAGGUUGUUGAUGAAUUUCUUCUGUUUCUGCUUUCUGCGCGCCUGUAUGUGUUACAUGUGUGUGUUGUGUGUGAACGAGUGCGAGAAGAUUGUUUACGAAUGGUGAUUUCAAUGUCUCGUACCGAGAAUCACUGUUCCUUAUUUAUUUUCGUAUAUGUGUAUGUAUACACACAUAUAUAUAUAUUAGCUUGCUGCGACGACGAUUGAAGUCUCAACCCUUUCGCUUCAUUUCUUCUUUCUUUCCUCGACUCUAAAACAAGGAACACGAAAAUAUAGUUUUAUAAUCGUUAUUGUAGAAUAAUUGUUAAAGCCGUUCUUUGUUACAUGAUUCGUGGACAGAGUAUCAGAGAGACAUCUCGAAGAAUCGAGAAAUGGUUCCUUCGUUUGAGCGCGUCAAAUUUUCCUUCUUUCUCUUACCUGCUGAGCCUGCGAACUUUUAGGGUUAAUUUCUUUUAUUUCGCACUUCUUUUAAUGUUUAAUCGAUGUAUGUUUAUUGUAUAACCUGUAUAUCGAUUCUGUGUUAAAACUUGCAUAAUUUUCUUCUCCAUUAGAUUCGAAUAUUAUUUAUCGUCGUUGCUACAUCAUCUUGCGUCGGUCAAAGUUAAAUGCACCUUCUGGAAAAAACGUAUUAGCAUAAACAAUGAAAAGCAGUUCGGUCAUUGCUCAAACAAUUAUAUAAUUGUUAACGUGUGAAUGUUUCUUUGAAUUUAUACACCAUCAUUGCGUCAGCAAUUUGUUAAAUUGUAUAAAGUAAUUUAUUUAUCGAAAUAACGUGGAAAUCGACUUUUAGGUACGCGGUGUUGUUUUAGGAACGACAUUCGAGUUAGAUAGUGACGUACUUUCUUAAACUAUCGAAUCAAGUUACGAAUCGAUCGAACGUCAAAACGAUUCUUCGAUCGAUAUAUGUAUGAUAACGCAACAACUAGUUUGUCAACGCUAACUGCAUACUUCUCAGCAAAUAAAUUGCCUCUGUGAGUGUGUGCGUGAUGUGUGUGCGCGUGCGCGUAUCAAGAUACACGGAAGUGUGGAAAUACUAAAACGGGGGGAGGGAAACAAAAGAAAAAGCGGAGAAAGCGCGCGCGAACAGUGUGAGUGAACUGAGUUUAAGUUUUAAGAAUUCUAUUUUUGUGAUUAAAAGAAAAGUGUAAUUAUUGUAGGCAGAAAUGAGGAAGAUGGAUGCAGGAAACGUGGAAUGAUUUUUGUUAAAGGAACGCGUUCGAAACUUUCCAUUUUUUUCUCAAACUUUUCUGACAAACUUUUGACGAUUUACACAUUCCGACGCUUCCUUCGGAUUACGACAAGAGACCUUCCACUACUGAUCCAAUGUGCUUGUAUUUUCAGAUCUUUAAAUUAAGUUUUUUCGUUGUAGGAAAAUUGGGAAUUAAAAAGUAGUGGAACUUCUCUCAGUCAGAAUUUUUCCUGGGAAGCUUAGUGCAGUUUCUGACAGGUCUAUACUGCGCAUGCGCGUAAACAUCGAAGAAACAAUCGAGAGCAUACUUAUCGACCAACGAACGACACUUUGUUCAUAGAUGUAUCGAUAGAUUCUUUUCAGUUUUUCUUUUUAGCUAUUAUAUCUUCGUUAUCGAUCGGAAUGCUAUAUGAUAAUAAAUUACCGACUGUACUAGAAUUUUUGUCGAGUGCCAUUUCAAUAUAUCGGAACAUUGAAUCGAUAGCGUUCCCACUUUCGAGAAAAAAAGAUCAUUCAACGCUCCUGCAGCUAAGAAAUAUUUUUUUUGGCGAACGACAAACAAGGACAGGAAAAGCGACAGAAGCUAAAGUGCGCCGGACGAUCAAUCGCUUUACUUAGAAAAGAUAUUUUAUUAGACGAUACGUGAAUCGUGGUCAUUAAUAUUAGUAAUGAAAAGGGGGAAAAGCAAUAAAAAAAAAA